UUCAACCCUUCACGCCGUUUCGCUUCUCCUUUUUUUAUGCUUCCAUCGUUUUGGCUUCACAGCUCUCUACUUUCUCUCUCCUAACCCUCUCCGGGGACCGAAAGCGGUUGUCUAGGCAGCAAAACCCACUGGAGGAUUACUCUAGUGGUGCAUAAGGUUUAUCAGAUCGGAAUCGGCGGUGUCAAUCCAGUGUUCCAUUAGGAAGGGAUUGGAUUUGAAGAUUGCUGAUGGCUGGUGAGAAGAAAGUUGAGAAAUCUGAGCAUGUUGCUGCAGGAUUGAAAUCAGAUUCUUGCAUUCAAUUGGCAGAUCAAGAUAUGGCUUCCCAGAAAGAUGGAAUGCAACAUGAUUCAACCUCUUCCUUGUCCUCUUCUGGAAAUGCUUCCUCCAGCAUGAAAGGUGAGACCAAUUUAGAGUCAGUUGCAGAGCAAGGUGUUUUCAAUCAACCUACAAGCUGUUACAAUUAUUAUUACCCAGGAUAUAAUGAGACAGUUACUCAAUUGGAUGAUCAACGCUAUUUUAAUGCUGGGGGCGGUUCUUAUACAGGUAGCCAAUCAGAUAAUGGUUCACUUCUCUAUUAUUUGCCUGGCUAUAAUCCUUAUGCUACUGGAACUUUUAUGGGUGUUGAUGGGCAACAGCAGUACUUCACUUCAUCGGGAUUUCUUCAGCAGCCUGUUUCAUAUGGGCCAGAAGCCAUGCCAUGCUACUCAUGGGAUUCAACAUAUGUCGGGGAUGUCGCAGCCGGUACCACUUCCAUACCUGGAAAGUCAAAAUCUGCUUCAAGCAAUAAUUCUUCAGUGAAGUCAAAUAGUUUCAACUCUAUAAGAACAAUGAACACUCCUACUAGCAACUUUUCGACGUUGCCUUUGGAUUCAAAGUCACGACCAUUUACUGCCUCAUCUAAUUUUUCCAAGUCUAUCCUUCAAACUCAACCUCUUAAACCAUUUAACAAGUUUGGUGCUGGUUUUCAAUCAGCAGGCCUUGUCAAGGGGUUUCACCCUCUUGGAAAGCUUUCAUCACUUGCUAACCGAAGCCAGGGUCUCUACGCUCAUGAUGGUCCAGUGAACUAUAGGCCAAAUGGUAGAGUAUAUAAUGGCAACAAUAGAUUUAUGCAGAGAGAGAAGUUUAACAGAAAUGGAGAGUUUGAAGCCUCAGCGGAGCUAACCUGCGGUCCUAGGGUCCAGUGCGGGAGCAGUACUUUAAAUUCAUCAGUUGAGGAGGGACAGCUGGCGCUUAGCAUUCAAAAAUAUCAAUAUAACCUAGAAGAUUUUCAGACUGAGUAUGACAAUGCAAAGUUCUAUGUUAUAAAGUCUUAUAGUGAAGAUGAUGUUCACAAGUGCGUCAAAUAUGAUGUUUGGUCCAGUACUCCUACUGGCAAUAAGAAACUAGAUGCUGCUUUCCAUGAUGCAGAGGCAAAAGCACGUGAGACAGGCACGAAAUGUCCUCUCUUCCUCUUCUUUUCAGUGAAUGGGAGUGGGCAGUUUGUAGGUUUAGCUGAGAUGGUUGGGAAGGUAGACUUUAAUAAAGACAUGGACUUUUGGCAGCUAGACAAGUGGAAUGGGUUCUUCCCAGUAAAGUGGCAUAUAAUUAAGGACAUCCCUAAUGGUCAAUUCCGGCAUAUUCUUCUUGAAAACAAUGAUAACAGGCCGGUUACAUUUACCAGGGACACCCAGGAGAUUGGACUCAAGCAAGGUGUGGAAAUGCUGAACAUUUUGAAAAGUUACUCAGCAAAGACAUCAAUAUUAGAUGAUUUCAACUUCUAUGAAAACCGGGAAAAGUUGCUUAAAGCCAAAAGGAGCAAUAAGACAGCUUCACCUCAAACAGAGAGAUAUAAGAGUAAUGGCAUCCCUCAGCAUUUAGGAGCAGGAGGAAAUAAAACUGACGAAUCAGCGAUGACUGGUAAAUCUGAUCCUGUAUCAUCUGUCAUCAGUCUCACUGAAAACCUGUCUCUUAAUUCUCGUCCAGCGAAGAGCGGUGCUGCUAUGAAUCCUAGAGAAAACGCCAUUUCCUCGGCCUCUAAUUCCAAGCCGUUCUAGAAAUUAGGAUAGUGAGUGAGAUACAAGCUUAGUUUUCUUCUUUUGCCUGAAAGGGUUAGGUUUUGGUGCAGUCUUUCAGAUGACAGCGAGAGUAUUAGGGAGCUAUUUUUUCUACUAGGCUGGGUUUUAGUCGUAGGUUUUUUAAUUGUCCUUUUUUUUCCCCCUCAAUUAUUCUUCUUUUUUCCUUUCGUUUCUUCUCUUGUUUUUAUAUCAAAAUUGGGAUAUGGUGGCAUGUGUGAUUGUUGUCCUUUUUAUGGUUUGUUUGGUUGACUGCUUUUUCUUGGUUUUGAAGAAUUUCGAAGUUCAUUUUAUGGUAAUAUGCUUGGGAACAGGAUCAUCAAAGGGGGGAGAUUGUUGUUAGGAAAACAAAGUACCCAAAAUAUAUAUUUUGAGGGUAAUUUCUGACUAGAAUGAAAGUAUAUGAUUUUAUUGUUUUUGUUUUAUAUAACAUUGUUACAUUUUGUUUGGGAGGUUGUAAAUGAAUUUACAGAAUAGUCUCCGUA
Messenger RNA from Cornus florida, 2536 nucleotides. Its product is annotated as YTH domain-containing protein ECT3. Gene Ontology annotation, biological process: mRNA destabilization. Gene Ontology annotation, cellular component: cytoplasm. Bases 228 to 2033 code for a protein of 601 amino acids. Gene Ontology annotation, molecular function: mRNA binding. NCBI's taxonomy places the organism in Eukaryota, Viridiplantae, Streptophyta, Magnoliopsida, Cornales, Cornaceae. The record is from RefSeq and is a predicted model, not a curated record. The transcript is spliced from 10 exons.